Messenger RNA from Prunus armeniaca (apricot), 732 nucleotides. The record is from the annotation of a GenBank genome assembly. Lineage: Eukaryota; Viridiplantae; Streptophyta; Magnoliopsida; Rosales; Rosaceae.
AUGGCCUUGCAACAGUACUAUGCACAUGAAUGUAAAUCCAUCCCGGGAACAGCAACAGAUUCAGAAAAUUCCAAAGCUGGCUUUGACUGCAACAUCUGCUUAGAGUUUGCACAUGAGCCAGUGGUCACCUUCUGCGGUCAUCUAUAUUGCUGGCCUUGCAUCUACAAAUGGCUUCACGUCCAGAGUGCCUCCCUUGCCUCUGACGAGUGCCCUCAAUGCCCUGUUUGCAAGGCUGAUAUAUCACACACCACCAUGGUCCCCCUUUAUGGCCGGGGCCAAACAUCUCCUGAAACUGAGCUUGAAGUAAAGGCACCCAACAGGGGAAUGGCAAUACCACCCAGGCCAUCAGCAUGUGAUACACAAGCUAUUAUAUCUAACACAUCUCCUACCGGUCAGCAACUUCCAUAUCGUAAUCCUUAUCAGAACCAACAAUAUAGCCCUCCUCAUCCAUACGGUAGUUUUGGGGAACAUUCUUCCGCACCGCUGCUUAACCUUGGAAGUACUACAAUGGCAGGUAUCCACCAGCAUCCCGCGGUUGGGGUGUUUGGGGAAAUGGUCUAUGCAAGGGUGUUUGGAAACUCAGAGAGCUUAUAUGCAUACCCAAAUUCGUAUCACUUAACAGGAAGUAGCAGUCCGAGGCUGAGAAGGCAGGAGAUGCAGGCAGACAAGUCACUAAACAGAAUUUCAAUUUUCCUCUUUUGUUGCUUGCUUUUGUGCCUUCUUGUUUUCUGA